UCUGCCGGUGUAAAGUUACGAGUGGACAGGACACACCUCUAGAGGGAGUUCCCGGGGAGGUGGAAACAAGGAGCUUGAUCACUUCUCCUUUCACAGGGAGUGAGCCGUCGUCCGAGCCUGCCCUGCGGCCGUGUGAGUGUGUGUGAGCGCGUCUCUCCUGCUGCAGAAAUAGUAGCGGUGCCACGCAAGGAAACAUGCCCGGGAUGGGCAACUCUCUACGCGCGGCUGCCCUCCUGGCGUUCGUGGUUCUUUCUAUUCUGGUGUCACUCCUGAUCAGCAGCGUGCAGCAGUUUGGAGCGAGGAUAGCUCCUCUUUCCAACGCAACUGUUGCUGCUGAUGAGUUUGCGUUGAUUUACCAACUCAACGAGAGGCGCAGAGAAAUCAUUCCACUGCUUUUACCUCAUCAGGAUGAAAACGAACCUGACGAACCUCUUCUGGACUCAAAUUUGGAUUACAGUCUUUGGAAUGAGAUCUCACAUGGAUCCAGAAAGGCGCAUAUGGAUGAGCUGGAUUGUGGUUCUCUGGUGGACAUGCAGGCAGUGGAGGUCCUUGGGUCUGGAUACACUAAGCUGGUUGUCAAAGUGAAUCUCGCCGGAGGUCAGCCUGUGGCGUUAAAACUCGUGAAUGAAAAAGGAAUAGACAUGGGAAAGUGUGUGGAGGAUUUUAAAGACCCUAAAGGCUGCCGGGAACUCGUGUCUUACAAGUUAAAGAAAGAAAUAGUCCUGUUGCAGCGGCUGGAGCAUCCAAACGUCAUCAGGCUAAGAGGUCACUGUGCAGGAGAAGCAGGAGGAAAAGGAGGAGAGAGCGAAAGAGUCACAGUCAUUCUUGAGCAGGGGACUCCUCUCCAGAUGAUCCAGCUGCUGCAGAGUCCCUGGGAGGACAGAUUUAGGGUGUGUUUGGACCUCGUCAGACUCCUCCACUUCCUCUCCCGCUCCCCUCUCGGCUCCGUGGGUCUGCUGGACUUUCAGCCCCGGCAGUUUGUCACCGUCUCCGGCUCUCUGAAGCUCACAGACCUGGAUGACGCCAGCUCCGAGGAGACAUUCUGCCACACGGAUUCAGACUGCACGCUCCAGUUUCCCCACAGAAACUUCACUCUGCCGUGCUCGGCCAGAGGAGUGUGUGAGGGUUUGAGCGAGAAGAGGAACAUUUACAACGCCUAUAGGUAUUUUUUCACCUACCUGCUGCCUCAUCAGGCCCCACCCGGGCUCACACACCUGGUAGACCAGAUCAUGAACUCCACAGGGGAGCUGAAAGCCGACAUCAAUCAAACGCUGGAAGCCUUUGAACACAUCCUCCACCUCUACACGUCUGGCCUGCACCUGGACAACCUGCCUCCAUCAAUAAUCCAAGAUUACACUGUGAUGCGAGGUAUGGGGAGCUCUGGGAACGUGGAGUACCGCUGCUGGCCGUCUUACAGCCAGCAGGGCUGCGUGCUGUCGGUCUACAGCGCCAAAGAGGCCGCGCACAUCUGCAACUCCCAUUCUCAGUGCAACAGCUUCACUCUGACUGGACAAAAGACAUGGACAGGUCGCCUCCUGGCCUCUUUCAGGAGCAGCUUCAGUCAUCUGGUGCCUGAUGGGACAUCCGAGGUGUAUGUGAAGAAAACCAAAGCUCCUGAAACUUAAGUGUGGCAGCAAAGAACGUUCAGUGCAAUCCACUGAUGUGAAGCAAAGCAAGAUGUUGCGCUUGAGACAAAAACUAUGUCCUCCCCAUGAACGUGUUGAACGCAGCCCGGCUCUGUGGAUUUGGGGAGGAGUGUGGAGGCAGGGUUGAGGAGGAGGCGUUUGAAGUGAGGCGAGUGAAUGUGAUGUAUUUAUAGGGCUUCUGCUCAGUGACUGUUUGAUGUGCCUGCCAGCCCACUGCCUCUGCCAACUACUAUUUAAAGGGAUUUCCCUUCAGGUACAAUUAAGGAGGCAGGGGAGGUGGGUGGGGGGUGGCUUGUGCCCUCGACAUGUUUUCUUUUUUUCCACCUUUGCCUUUAUUUGCCAUGUGUGUUGGCUUUCCCUGUGAGGCCAGGUUCCCUGUAGGAGGAUUUUUAAGCCAAAGAGGUAAUAAGAACAGUCGCUGAAGCUCAGCAUUUGAAUCCUGAGGACAAGAAAAGAAAACAAGCUCUUAUACAAAUAUACUUUGAUGUUUGCGCGCUGAGGUUAUGGACAUUUUUUCAUGGUUCCCCGGCUAAGCUGGGCUGUGGUAAGAGAUUGCAACGACCAUGUAAGCAUUUACACAUCUACAUAUGUAGAUUCAAACCAUUCCAGAGAAGUCUCUUUUUGCAUACUUUCGUAAACUUAGUUCAUAGUGCUUAGUUCACAAAUAUUUAUAUGAUUGAAUGUAAUGUAAUUGUUUUUACAUGAAUGUGCAUUUCAGCUUACAUGCACCUUGUGGGUGAAACUUUUAUUUUCAAUGAAAAAUUAUUCACUUCAGUGUUUUUUAUACUUCACUUAUUGUAAUUGUACAGUUUUGCAAUUUGAUAUUAUAUAAAUGUAUUGUUUCU
Messenger RNA from Notolabrus celidotus (New Zealand spotty), 2491 nucleotides. RefSeq names its product protein kinase domain containing, cytoplasmic b (gene pkdccb). The coding region runs from base 195 to 1625 and encodes 476 amino acids. Gene Ontology annotation, biological process: protein phosphorylation. NCBI's taxonomy places the organism in Eukaryota, Metazoa, Chordata, Actinopteri, Labriformes, Labridae. The record is from RefSeq and is a predicted model, not a curated record. Gene Ontology annotation, molecular function: ATP binding; non-membrane spanning protein tyrosine kinase activity. The transcript has 7 exons.